This is a messenger RNA of Didymodactylos carnosus, 2574 nucleotides long. NCBI's taxonomy places the organism in Eukaryota, Metazoa, Rotifera, Eurotatoria, Philodinida, Philodinidae. The record is from the annotation of a GenBank genome assembly.
CCAGUCUUUGGCCAAGUACUUUCACGGAAAAGUAUUUUUCCAGCGAAAACACCACAGGAUAUUCGUCGGUUUUGAAAGUACUUGGCCAGAGACAAAAAGUCUGUUUUUCUAAUAGCCCACGUCGAGCACAUGCGAGAUAUAUGUCAUCCCGGUGGAAAUGCUUUACAAAAAGACCUACUUUUCGGAAAAACCGACCUUUCUAAACAUUUUCCUGAGAAUGUGUUUAACAUUUUGGAACUUUUUGUCCGCUGUUUUUUUCUAUCGUUAAAUAUUUAGACCACCAUACCGUUGUUUUAAAAUUUUUUAAACGUGAUAUUCGUCAUCAGAAGCCCGAGUUCUACUAGUCCUGUUACUCUCGAACACUCCGGACAAAGGUGAUGUAAACUUUGGUACACUUUCAAAAGAAUCACCCUCAUGUCAUAAUCAUGCGUCACUAUCUCGGCACUUUUCGUAUGAGAAGAAAAGGUCAAAAAGACAUUCGGCAGUAUAUUGUAAGAUAUAGACGCUGACAAAACAAAACGGUCACGGAAUUAAAAUAAAAUCUGGUACAGGUAACCUAAUUAUUGGUUGGUCCAUCAGACGAUAUUGGUGAGAAGUUACUGUUCUUGACUAACGGGUGGCGCAGAAAUAAUAUGACACUUUUGUUCUCUUUUUUUCUGGCAUUUAACUGAGGUUCUAACUUAGAGCCCUGCAGGUUAUAACUUUUUGACAACCUAUAACCUAACCUGUUAAUGUUUUUCUUAACCUAACCUAGAUUAACCUAAUACAACCUAUGCAAUUUUUUCUCAAAACCUGGUUUCAGAAGCCUAAACUUCAGUUUUGUUCCAUAUCGUUAUUGUUUCGUAUCUAAACACCGUCUGAUAGGUAAGCUUAUGCAAAAUAAAUCCCAUUUUACAUGAAUAUAGAAAUGAAUUGGUUGAGUCUUUUAUUCUUUAAUGCAAUCUUUGGAAAAUAGCUUUCUUAAUAGGGAGACCCUCUUGAGAAUUCCAUUUUAGGCUCUCGAUGCUACGAAGUUUCUGUUAUUGUUGUGUAUUCGCCAUCUAUUUUUAGCAAACGUAAGUUUUUUCUCUGUACUUUCUGUUUUGAUUGUGCUAUUUUUCAGUUUAAAAAUAGUUCAGUUUAAACUAGAGUACUUUAAUCUGACCUUUAUCCUCAACCGAUAAAAUUUCACUGGAACUACGCUUUAUUACUCAAAGUAUUGGCUGUUUUAAUUUGGUAGUUCAAAGUUGGUUUUUUUCGUUUAGGUUAAAAAUAGAUGAUCAAUGGCCUACAACCUAACCUAUAGGUUAGGUUAGGUUUAACCUGCAGGGCCCUAGUUCUAAGAUUACGCUCGAGACUCAUUCCUAUACUUGUAAUGUAUAGGCCAGAUAUUCUCUCCUAUUGUUAGUAGUACUGAUGUGCUACUCAAACUAACUACUUGGACAUUUCCAUAUAACAUCGUUAGCGCUAAGUUGUAAGUGAUGUUUCAAAUUUUCCUUCAGUAUUUACAAGAUACUGUAUUGGUGCUGCUGUCACAUGACGCCGAAGUCGAGUAUUUCAAGGUAUUAAGUUGUAGAGCAUAACUUUCAAUAUGAUAUAGAUAUAUUUGCUAAUGUAGUUUUCUCCCCAACAUCAUUUCUAAAUAUGUUGCUGGUAUUUCUGUUUCGUUAUUAUUGCUCAUUCUCUGACCAGCAAUUCGUCUUUGUAUUUUUCUGUGGACGCAUUAAAAAAUGCUGGAAUUCAGUUCUAGUUGUGAAAAUUGUUAAUUUCUAAAAACAGUAUCACUGCUGGAAAGCAUUUCCUACUUGGAAAGCAUGAAAGUUCUUCUGAGGUGUUUCUAUUAGAUUUUCACACUGCUAUAUUAUUUGCAAACAAUCCGUAGCUGUAUAACUCAUGUAUCAUCGUUAAAAUCACCAUUAAGACGGCGUAAAAAAACGGUAAUAACACGUCAAUGUACGAGUUUCACUUAUUAAAAUGAACGAUGAUGAAAGUACAUUUCUAAACUCAAUGAAUGAUUUCGUGGUUUUAGUAAGACUAUGAUGCAUACCAUUUUCCGUUUUUAUGCUACAUACCAUAACAACAAAUGGUAUGGAACAAAUUAAGAAAGUUAACGUUUCUAAACUUACAUGACAAGGUAAUUGUAGACGAAACAAUGGAUGGAGCUGCUCAAAUCGAUGGUGAAAGACAUGAAGAAACAAAUAAUAUUCAACCAUGCACUUUCAAAGUGAAGUCCAGUUCGUCUGAAAAUGUGUAGCAUAGAGAACGUGAACGUUUAAUAAAGAAACAAGGUUUUAAUCGCUUUAGUCGAUAUCUUUUUAACAUGUAACUAGUGAAAAUACAUCCCCCGAUACUUGUCCGUAGAAUAAAUGAAAUGAAUAUUAUAGUGCUGAAAACUAUUUUCAAUCUCAAAAGGCUACUAUUCCUGAAGAUCAUGAACGUAUAAGACAAUCGGGUAGUGGUAUGAGUGCAUGGCAAACGGGUGCCAGUGUGAAAUCACUAAAACCGAACUGGGAAAAAAUUAAAAUAAAUCAGAUGUACAUCGGUAAUAAAGCAAAAUUUGACCAAAAUUCUGAAUUUGCACAAGAGUUAAUUUGA